GUCUCGAAUUCGAGAUCAUGAAGACCGGUAUAAAGCGGACGAAGCGAAGCAAAGCUUAUUAGUUACUUGCGGAAAAAGAAAAGGCUUAUCAGCCAACCUAAACCUAGCCAUCUCUGCCUCCUCUCAUCUCACUUAGAAGGAAAGAUGACUGCAGAUGUCGAGAUGAAGGAGGUUCAGACGCUGUCUAAUUCUGUCGUACCUGCCGCUGCUCCUUCCGCUCUUCAACAUUUGAAGGAGAUCGCUGCCCUAAUUGAGACUGGUGCGCAGGCCAAAGAGGUUAGGCGUAUCGUGCGGGCCAUACGUCUUACGAUGAUGCUUCGCAGGAAGCUGAAGGCGCCGGUGGUGUCUGCUUUUCUUGGUCAUGUCCUAACUGCGGGGUCAGAAGCUUUUGCUAAGCUAUCUUCGUUUCUCCCUAAGGAAAAUGAGAAUGACAUGGAGGUGGAUACAACAGCUUCAUCAGUCCAAACUACUGCCAAGCAUUCUCUUCCAGACAUAGAAGUUUAUUGUUACUUGUUAGUUCUCAUAUUUCUGAUUGAUCAAAAGAGAUAUGAUGAGGCUAAAGCAUGUUCUUCUGCAAGCAUUGCUCGACUAAGGAACAUCAACCGAAGAACUGUGGAUGUUAUAGCUGCCCGUCUGUACUUCUAUUAUUCAUUCGCUUAUGAACUCACCAAUAGCCUUGCUGAAAUUCGUGGGACCCUUCUUGGUUUGCAUAGGAUGGCUACCUUACGACGAGAUGAAUUGGGUCAGGAAACCCUUCUGAAUCUUCUACUUCGCAAUUAUCUCCAUUACAAUUUGUAUGAUCAGGCAGAGAAGCUGAGGUCAAAAGCACCACGUUUUGAAGCACACUCAAAUCAACAGUUCUGCCGUUAUCUGUUCUACCUUGGAAAGAUACGGACAAUUCAGUUGGAGUACACAGAUGCCAAAGAGAGUCUCUUGCAAGCUGCUAGGAAAGCACCAGUCUCUGCUCGUGGCUUUCGAAUCCAGUGCAGCAAGUGGGCUAUUAUUGUCCGCUUGCUGCUUGGUGAGAUCCCUGAUAGGACUGUUUUCAUGCAGAAAGGCAUGGAAAAGGCAUUGUCUCCAUAUUUUGAGCUUACUAAUGCUGUUCGAAUUGGAGAUUUGGAGCUAUUUCGAACUGUUGCAGAGAAGUUUUCCAGGACUUUCAGUUCAGACAAGACUCACAAUCUAAUUGUCCGAUUACGCCACAAUGUUAUACGGACUGGAUUACGCAAUAUUAGCAUAUCAUACUCCCGGAUUUCCCUUGCUGAUGUAGCAAGAAAGCUGAGAUUGGACUCCCAUAACCCUGUGGCUGAUGCGGAGAGCAUUGUGGCCAAAGCCAUUAGAGAUGGGGCAAUAGAUGCAACCAUAGAUCAUGCUGAUGGAUGGAUGGUAUCCAAGGAAACUGGGGAUGUCUACUCAACCAACGAACCCCAGAUUGCAUUCAAUUCCAGGAUCGCCUUCUGCCUCAAUAUGCACAACGAAGCUGUGAGAGCUCUGAGGUUCCCGCCAAACUCCAACAAGGAAAAGGAAAGUGAAGAGAAGAGACGGGAGAGGCAGCAGCAAGAGCAGGAGCUUGCUAAGCACAUAGCCGAGGAGGAUGAUGAUGAUUUCUAAGCAAGUCAAUAGUAAUUCAGAUGCUAUAGGGGACCAUGCUUUUGAAAUUGCAGUAACUGAUAAGAUUGCGUUUUAUUUUUUCUUCUCAAUUUGUCAUAUUUUGAGAAUGCAAGCUCCAGAAAAUCCUGAAUUCUCAUUUCAUGCCACUCAAUGAUGCUUCCUUCAACUGCAAGGCACUGUGAUAAAUCUAUGUUUUAGUUAACCUCCUUAUUACAUUUGACUUGAACAUCUUUUAAAUCAGGUUGUUCAGUAAUGAUAUUCAUUGCAUUAGAUGGUUUCAUAUUA
This is a messenger RNA of Zingiber officinale, 1896 nucleotides long. RefSeq names its product probable 26S proteasome non-ATPase regulatory subunit 3. NCBI's taxonomy places the organism in Eukaryota, Viridiplantae, Streptophyta, Magnoliopsida, Zingiberales, Zingiberaceae. Gene Ontology annotation, cellular component: proteasome regulatory particle, lid subcomplex; proteasome complex. The transcript has 9 exons. The coding region runs from base 145 to 1611 and encodes 488 amino acids. Gene Ontology annotation, biological process: regulation of protein catabolic process; ubiquitin-dependent protein catabolic process. The record is from RefSeq and is a predicted model, not a curated record. Gene Ontology annotation, molecular function: enzyme regulator activity.